AUGUCUACUCCCGACUCCGCUUACGCUACUUCGAAGCGAGGCUCGCCUGUUACCUCGAUGCCCGUCUUCGGAGAGGAGUACAUGAAGCAGUCGCCCGAGUCUGUCGGCAACGGUCAUUCGCUCGGCAACCUCAAGCCGGGUGUCUCGACCCUUGCUUCUUCCAAGCUGAUCAAUCAGAAUGCUUUGAAGAAGAAGACCAAUCAGGAGUCGACCACUAUUGCCGGCACGAACCCCAUGGAUAUGCUCCUUGCUAAGCUUUCGGAGCAGCAAGCCGCGCUCGACCAGCAGAAUGAGGCUCUGAAGAACACCGACGACACUUUGUACUCUCGUGUCGUGGACGACUCAAUUCCCUCGGCCAGCACUUCUGUCCCCAUUACCCCCGCUACCGAUACCUUUCCCAGUACUGCUCCCACAACUCGCCCCGCCAGCGCUACUCUUAAGGAGAACCGCGGCAACAUGGAGGAGCUCCUUCGUCUCAAGAUGGAGCUCGCUCGAGCCCAAACCAAGAUCACCCGCCUCGACAACGAGCUUGCCCAGACACGUUCCGUGAAGCAAGAUGACGAAAUCAUGCAGCCAACGCCGUCUGUUCGUUCUAGCAUGCUUGGCCCUGAGAACAGCUGGGGUCCGAAUGAUGACAGCAGCUCGGAUGCAGGUGCGCCCUCCGUUGGUGGCUACAGCCGUUCCCGUGGCAUCUGGGCCAACGUCAGACCUCCUUUCUCCAACAGCGGCGCAGCCAUGCCUCCUCCUGACUCCCAAUCGAUGGCAGGAGAAUGGUACGGAAGCGGCCGUGGCGGCUUCAACCAAGGCUUCAUGGACCCUGUCGGGCCUUUUUCCGCGGGAGACAGCUACCGCGGAGAUCGCAUGAACCAGGACACCGAGAUGUUCUCCCGCCCUCCCAGCAGUCGCCGCAACAAUCGCUACGAAAGCAGCCGCUGGCCUUCUCCUCAGCCGUAUGGUGGCUCCAACUUCCAACCUAGCUACGGAGGCUUCGCUCCCUCACCCUCCCCGUUCGACCCCAUGGCUGGCGGUAUGGGUGGUCCCGGAGGCAACAUGGGCUCCGGCAUGUAUCAGGGCUACAAUCCGCAGUCCAUCGGAAGUCAGCUUUCGCCCCACGCUACCGAAUUCACCGCCGCAUCUGGCUGGAAGAACGAGGCCAUUGCUUCCGAGGGUCAGACUUACCUUCCGACCACUGAGCCUCUCAAUUACCGUCGCUUGUUGGACCGCAAUGUCAACUGCAACUGGAAGUACAUCGUCGACAAGAUCGUCUGCAACAACGACCAGCAGGCCUCCAUCUUCCUGCAGCAGAAGCUCAAGGUCGGCACUCCGGAUCAGAAGUACGAGAUCGUGGAGGCUAUCGUUGCCCAGGCUUAUCCUCUCAUGGUCAACCGCUUCGGCAAUUUCCUGGUUCAGCGCUGCUUCGAGCACGGAACUCCCGAGCAAGUGGUGAAGAUUGCAGAGGCCAUUCGCGGCAACACCCUGAACCUUUCCAUGGACCCCUUCGGCUGCCACGUCGUUCAAAAGGCCUUCGACUCGGUUCCGGAGGACUACAAGGCUAUCAUGGUUCAUGAGCUGCUUCGCCGCAUUCCGGAGACGGUCAUUCAUCGCUACGCCUGCCACGUCUGGCAGAAGCUUUUCGAGCUCAGAUGGUCUGAGAGUCCGCCUCAGAUCAUGAAGUUUGUCAAUGAAGCUCUCCGCGGCAUGUGGCACGAGGUCGCCCUCGGCGAGACCGGCAGUCUCGUCGUUCAGAACAUCUUUGAGAAUUGUCUCGAGGAAGACAAGCGCCCCUGCAUUGAGGAGGUUCUCGCCAACAUUGACAUCGUGGCUCACGGCCAAUUCGGCAACUGGUGCAUCCAGCACAUUUGCGAGCAUGGUGCCCCAGCCGAUCGAUCUCGUGCUAUUGACCACGUCAUCCGCUACGCUGCUGAGUACAGUACCGAUCAGUAUGCCUCCAAAGUUGUUGAGAAGUGCCUCAAGAUUGGUGGUUGCGACUUUCUCGGCCGCUACCUCGACCGUGUGUGCGAGGGUCGAGUCGACCGCCCCCGUAUCCCCCUGGUUGACAUUGCUAGCGACCAGUACGGCAACUACUUGAUUCAAUACAUCCUCACCCACGCCGGCAUGCAGCAUCGCGAAGUCGUUGCCGCUCACAUCCGCAAGCACAUGGUUUCUCUUCGCGGAUCCAAGUUCGGCUCUCGCGUCGGCAUGCUUUGCACCAACCCUGCGGUCGCCACCCGCCCUGGCCCUGGAGUCGGUCCUGGAAUGGGCCGCAUGGGUGGUCCCCCUCGCUACGCUGGUAGCAACAGCUAUCGUUGA
Molecule: messenger RNA, 2310 nt
Organism: Colletotrichum siamense
Lineage: Eukaryota; Fungi; Ascomycota; Sordariomycetes; Glomerellales; Glomerellaceae
Gene: mcp2
Product: Meiotic coiled-coil protein 2
Exons: 5
Coding region: 1-2310 (769 amino acids)
Biological process (GO): post-transcriptional regulation of gene expression
Cellular component (GO): cytoplasm
Molecular function (GO): mRNA 3'-UTR binding
Source: RefSeq, a predicted model, not a curated record